GCCUGAGCUGCCUUUUCCAAGACAGGAGAGCAAGCGCUUGCCUGGCUGGACUGAGCGUGGUGAACUCACGUCGCCUUUAGGAAUGGCUGCAAAAGCCCACACCUGGAACUCCCUCCCUUCCUGCCCCCCCACGGCAGGUUGCAUUCGGGAGGCUCUCCAGUCAUUAGAGGAAUGAGCCGAGGGUGAGCAAUUCACCAGCUCGCCAGCACUUCGAGAACAGCAGGCAAGGAUGGAUGUGGUCGACAGCCUUCUUGUGAAUGGAAGCAACAUCACUCCUCCCUGUGAGCUGGGAAUCGAAAAUGAGACACUUUUCUGCUUGGAUCAGCCCCAUCCUUCUAAAGAGUGGCAGCCAGCCGUGCAGAUACUUCUGUACUCCUUGAUAUUCCUGCUCAGUGUCCUGGGGAAUACGCUGGUCAUUACGGUGCUGAUUCGGAACAAGAGGAUGAGAACGGUCACCAACAUCUUUCUGCUCUCACUGGCGGUCAGCGACCUCAUGCUCUGCCUCUUCUGCAUGCCGUUCAACCUCAUCCCCAACCUGCUCAAGGAUUUCAUCUUUGGGAGUGCCGUCUGCAAGACCACCACCUACUUCAUGGGCACCUCUGUGAGCGUAUCCACCUUUAAUCUGGUUGCCAUAUCUCUGGAAAGAUACGGUGCGAUUUGCAAACCCUUACAGUCCCGGGUCUGGCAGACCAAAUCCCAUGCUUUGAAGGUGAUCGCCACGACCUGGUGCCUCUCCUUUACCAUUAUGACUCCGUACCCAAUUUAUAGCAACCUGGUGCCUUUUACCAAAAAUAACAACCAGACAGCAAAUAUGUGCCGCUUCCUACUGCCAAAUGACGUCAUGCAGCAGUCCUGGCACACGUUCCUGUUACUCAUCCUCUUUCUUAUUCCUGGAAUUGUGAUGAUGGUGGCGUAUGGAUUGAUCUCUUUGGAACUUUACCAAGGAAUAAAAUUUGAUGCUAUCCAGAAGAAGUCUACUAGGGACAGGAAGCCGAGCACCGGCAGCAGCGGCAGGUAUGAGGACAGCGAUGGGUGUUACCUGCAGAAGGCCAAGCCCCGCAGGAAGCUGGAGCUCCAGCAGCUGUCCACACCCAGCAGCGGCAGGGUCAGCCGCAUCAGGAGCAGCAGCUCCACGGCCAACCUGAUGGCCAAGAAGCGGGUGAUCCGCAUGCUCAUGGUCAUCGUGGUCCUCUUCUUCCUGUGCUGGAUGCCCAUCUUCAGCGCCAACGCCUGGCGGGCCUAUGACACGGCUUCGGCUGAGCGCCACCUCUCGGGGACCCCCAUUUCUUUCAUCCUCCUGCUGUCCUACACCUCCUCCUGCGUCAACCCCAUCAUCUACUGCUUCAUGAACAAACGGUUCCGCCUCGGCUUCAUGGCCACCUUCCCCUGCUGCCCCAACCCCGGUCCCCCAGGAACGAGGGGAGAGGUGGGAGAGGAGGAGGAAGGCAGGACCGUGGGGGCCUCUCUGUCCCGGUAUUCCUACAGCCACAGGAGCGCCUCGGCGCCGCCCCCCUGAGCCGGACCCGCCUCCCGCGCCACAGGAAGGAGUGGGCAGCGGUGGGGAGACGAGGAGGAAGAUUCCAUUACCAGUGGGAACUGUUCAUGGUCUGCUUUUCAUCCUUCAUCCUGGUUCCAGGGGGACGCAGGCAGAGUAGGGCUGUGACUUCGUUUCUGGGCAGUUCAAGGCAGGAAAUGCUUAGUAACACCCACCAUCAGAAACACCUCAACAGGCCAGUCACAGGAGUACAACAGGGCCCCCACUACAAAAGGCAAUGCCAAACACAUGGUCCAGAUGGAGAUGUGGACCCUACUUAAGUUUUAGAAGUUUCUAGAACACCCAAGGUGGGCUCACACUCCCCCUAGUGACACCGCUUUAUGCUCUACUUCAUCUGCGGAUGAAGAAGUGUGGAGCAUUGCUUUGCCCCUGGAGUGAGUCUAUCAUGUAUAUACUGUAACCACCCCUCUCAUCAUGACCACAAAAAGGCAACAUGAACCAAAUCCUCUUCUGGCCAUUUUUCUGAAGCAAGACAACAGUCUGACUUUUUCUUUUGAGGUUGGUGAAGGCCAUUAUGGUGUCAUCAAAACAGCAUAAGGAAUGUUGUUUUGAUGAAUUGGGAAUUUAUGUUUCUAAAAAGAAAACAGAUGUGUGGCAAAUAGCUGAGUGGAAUGUUGUCUUCCCAUAGUGAACAUUAAGAGCCAGUAGGCAUACAGAAUUUUUUUUCUACUUUAAUGACCUAUAUCGCUUAACUCCACCUUUAUAUGGCAAUAUGGGACGCCGUGGCCUCUUUGCCUCAAUUUCUCAUACUCAUCUGGCACUGCCUCUUUCCCAGAAAGACUCCAGGUACAAAGGAAAGUUGUAACCUCUGUGUACCUGUCCAAGGGUGGAAACAGAAACAUGUGUGGCCAGUCCCAGAAGAAAAACUGACAUACUUGGAUUCCAUUCGCAAAUAGCUUUGAAGGUCAAAGUGUUCUGUCCCGUUAAAUUCAAUCUAUGUAUUUGUCAGUAAUUGUAUUAAUUUGUAAGUAUGUUCUUUACAUAUAAAUAUAUUCUUCCGUGUGUUUAAAAAAGGAAAAACAGUGAAUGGGCGUUGGAAUUCGGUAAUUGUUAUUUUACAUUCCUUCACAACAGCUAGAUUUCCAUGUGAAAUUUUCCUUACAAAAUUAAGGUUGAAAUAUCUCUUCUCCAAUUUAGAAAUUUCAAUUAAAAUAAGACAGGAGCUAUAAAUUUAGAUAGUAGGAAGUGCAUUUCUAGAAUAGGAUUUAUCAAUGUGCUCUGCCAGCACUUCUGUCUUUUUCUUUCUUUUUUUCAGGACAACAUUGUCUUGACCACUUAAAUACUUUAACAGGCAUUUUUGACACAAACAAGUGCGCGUGUUAGUGUAGGAAUAAAAAAGGAAAGAAGGAGAGAAGGAAGGAAGGAAGACAGGGAAGAAGGGAGGAAGUUCAUAGUGUCCAUACCUCCAAGCAACUGACAAGUGAGCUUUCCUUUUCCUGGCUUUCAUGCAACUAUGACUAUCCACUGCGCCAGGCCUGAUAUUCUUCAGGAUGCACAAAGGUUGGUGAUUUCAAUCAUGAAAAAAAAAAAACAAACCAAAACUGGUGUGGAAAGGAGAAAGGGGAAGACCUUGGCAAGAGCGAUCAUGAAUAGGGAAGGGAUGUUGUGUAACUUAAUAAGAUGUCAGCAUCACCCUUUGAUUUUUUGGGUGGGAUGGCCAUGUGCUAAUAGACGAAAAAUAAUUGAGGACCUGACCAUUAAUUAUAGGGGACUUUUCAAGCCAGGUGUUAGUUUUUCUAUUUCUCAGGCUACAGUGUAAUGUUAGCAUUUAUAACCAGUCAUCUCAAAUAUUUCAAGGUAAAAAUUCAACUGAUUAAAGCACAUACUGCUAAAUGAUCAAAGGAAUAAGACAUGAAAUUGUCUCCAUUAUUUAAGUAAAUUCUACAAAAUCUACAAUUUUCCUUCCAGAAGCAGAAGUCUUCCCCUUUGGCAGUGUUAACUUAUACAUAAAGAUAAAUUAGGCCCUCCCCCCAUGACUGCGGGCUUCUGGAAGUUCCAAAGUUGUGUUAACCUUCACACAGGACUGCCAGAUUUAGCAAAUAACAAUAUGGGCUGCCCAGUUGAAUUCUAAUUCCAAAUAAACAACAAAUAAUUUUUUUUUAGCAGGAGUAUGCCCCAUGCACUAACAUACAUCUUGUAUUUUAUCUGGCAACACUACUUUAAAAUAAUUUUUAAAGUACAUAAAAAUAGAAAUAAGAUUUCCUGGAUACAGAACAAUAAUAUACCUUCGUUCACUAAAAUUCAUUGCAUGGUCUUUCAUAUAAUAGAAGCUCAUUUUAGAAAGACGAAAAAUGCUAUUAACUUUCAGAAUCUGGGUCUGGCCUUUGGGAAUGGUACUAUCAACAGACUGAUUUUACUCAAGAAACAUUUUUAUUAAUAUAAAGCUAUUCUAGUACUUUGUUGACUCAACCGCCUUUAUCUCAUGCUGCAACGGAUUACUAAUUUGAUUUUGAACUAGAGGGGCCUAUUACAGUGAAGAAAACUGAUUCACCAAGUUCCUCAUGUUUUCUAGUGUUUUCGGGUAGCUUCCACACAUCACCAGUGCGGUCAAUCACAAAUGUGUCCUUGAUGUUUACUUUACCCACGUGUUCCCGUGGCUUCUGGCGCCCCGGUUACUUGUGGUAAUUUCGCAAGAUAAACUGUGGUGGUGAAUGAGCAAUGCAUGUAUCCAUAUGUUGGUCUCACAUGUUUGCGUAUGCUUAACAUGUAUCUCCUCCAUUCAGUUAAAAUGUAAUCGUGAGGCAUGUGACAAUAGCUGUUGAACUGCCCGCCUCCACUGUAAUUCCUCCCAGUGUUUUG
Mustela lutreola (European mink) is the source of this 4354-nucleotide messenger RNA. RefSeq names its product cholecystokinin A receptor (gene CCKAR). Gene Ontology annotation, cellular component: membrane. Gene Ontology annotation, biological process: neuropeptide signaling pathway. The transcript is spliced from 5 exons. Lineage: Eukaryota; Metazoa; Chordata; Mammalia; Carnivora; Mustelidae. Gene Ontology annotation, molecular function: cholecystokinin receptor activity; neuropeptide receptor activity. The coding region runs from base 230 to 1516 and encodes 428 amino acids. The record is from RefSeq and is a predicted model, not a curated record.